Messenger RNA from Odontomachus brunneus, 19547 nucleotides. RefSeq names its product mushroom body large-type Kenyon cell-specific protein 1 (gene Eip93F). The transcript has 10 exons. Gene Ontology annotation, molecular function: DNA binding. Gene Ontology annotation, biological process: regulation of transcription by RNA polymerase II. Bases 10362 to 14855 code for a protein of 1497 amino acids. Lineage: Eukaryota; Metazoa; Arthropoda; Insecta; Hymenoptera; Formicidae. Gene Ontology annotation, cellular component: nucleus. The record is from RefSeq and is a predicted model, not a curated record.
GAAGGGAGGAGAGGAGGGAAAACGGAGGUAGGAGGGGAGCGGAAAGAAAUUCAGAGAAAACACGAAAAUGCGUUUGUUAAAUGCGUUCUCUGAAAUUCGCCGGUUCCUUUGCAAACGAUCGCGCAGUCAAUUUAGAGGUACACAGUGACAGAGUGCCGGAGGAAGAACGAAAGAGAGGUGCAUGUGCAUGUACGUAGAUCGUGUGCGAGUGAGAAGGAGUAUUCUCCAACGCGCGCGCGCGCGCGCGUUCGCAUUCGCGUUCGCGUUUGCGCUCGCGCCCGUUCGCCGUCGCGUUCGCGCGUGUGCGUCCGAGGAGAAUGUGCACGUGUCAUCGUGUGUGCCUCUAGGUGCGCGAGAGAGCAGAGAUGGGGGACGUAGAGAGGAGACGGUGAGAGAGGAUGAAAGAAAGAGAGAGGAGAGGAAAGGAGAAGAGAAGAUAGUCGCGAAGAGGGCCGAUCGACGGCCCGCGCGAGGCGGACUAGAGUCACUCUUAGAUACUAAAAUGGCCGAAAAGAUUGCGCGCGGGCGCGCAAGAUGCGUUUCCUCGUUGCGAACGUCGUCGUGAGUGUGUUCAGACGAGCGGAUGACGAUCGUCGGACGCAUCAUUUGACGCAUCGUCAUCAGAUCAAGAGAGACAGCGAGAGAAAGAGAGAACGAAAGUAGGAGAGAGAGAAAGAGAGAAAGAAAGAAAGAAAAAGAGAGAGAGAAAGAGAUCCGGAGCAUUCGAUGUGUUGAUGUCGCAUUCGGUGACGCCUUCGCCGGCAUUUUUCUUAUCGUUGUUUUGUCUACGAUCAUCUUCUACCUUUCGACUGCCUUUUCCUAUCUGUUUCUCCUUCUCUCUCUCUCUCUCUCUCUCUCUCUCUCUCUCUCUCUCUCUCCCUGGCGGCAAAUUGACCCCGUUACGAGAGAGAUCGCCAGAGGCGAGUUAUUUCGCACGCUGUGUAUGUCUUUCAUUGCCGUUAGAGUUUUCUCAUCGCCAAUGUGAGGGAGAUGUCAGCCGAUCCGUUUCUGUGAUAUUAAUUAUGGUCGAAGCGGUUCGAAACGAUCGUUGGAUAAGCUCCUCCGUUCGUUAAUUGCCGCCAACGGCUCAAUUUUCAGCUAUUGUCCUAAUGUCAUCGGAGCGUAUGUAGCUCUCGAUGCAGACAACAAUUUUGGCCACCUGUUCGAUGAAAUUGAAGAGGGUUAAAGUCGAAGUUACGAGGAUCCGUAUAAAUCGUUUCGCGUGUAGGAUAAAGCACGCGUAAGUUUUCAGUGUAUCCGCAGGAGCGAUGACUCCGUUGACAGCAAAGUUUUGUGAUCUUGUUUACUAUCAGAGACAGCUGCGAAUUUUCUCCGGUAUUCUUUUACAGCUCAUGGAGUGUCAAAUUGGGAGGGACACGCGCUGAAAUGGCGAACUAUCUCGUUAGGCGUUAAGUCAUUGCGCGAUUCCGCACGGCAAUUGCCAUCGACGUCAUUUUUUUUCCACCGAUAUAUAUUUGUGCCACUCAUUCUUUCUCUCUCUGUUUGUCUGUCUGUCUGUCUCUCUCUCUCUCUCUCUCUCUCUCUGUAUCCUUUUCACAUGUCGCGCACUGCAAUAUCUCGACAACCACGCGUGAACACGCGCGCGCCGGCUGAAAUUUCCGCCGGCACGCACUGGCCACGUAAUAUCGAGAAUCAUAUUUUCGCCUCGAUAGAAAAGGCAUCGUUGUGACUAUUAAUCCGCGAGUCGUUUCACGCGAGCGAAUUUGAUCCAGAUCGAUUCCAAUCGCGCCAUUGUGUCGGAUAACGUUUACCAAGGUUCUUUUGUGCGCCGGAAAAACACGUUGCUUUGAUUGCGGGGCGCGCUUUUCCGAAAAUCGAUGCGAAUCUGUAAUAAUUAGCGCUUUGAGGAACUGAAGCGACCGGUGCAUUUCCGAUUUUGCACCUCAUCCGCUUCAGACGGGGAGCAUACGAUUACUCAAAGUGUAACGAAAUUGAGGUUACACGCGGGCGAGAUAAAUCGCCAAUGAAUUUUUCAUUUUGCGCGAAAUCGAUUCGUCCGAAGUCGGCGGGUGUCACGGUUCUGUUGCUCAAUUCAUAUGUUAAUAAUUCCCACUUAAAUGCAAUACCUUUUAUUCCCUUUUUUAAAUCACUGAUUCAGAGAAAAUGUCUUUAAUUUCCCGCUUUCGGAAAAUGUCAUUAAACGUCGCUCAAAGUGUUGCUGGCACUUCAGUAGCGUACUAUCGCUGAUAAUCAUUGUAUAAUAAUGAAUAUCAUGUGAUUCAUACAUACGCAAAUUUAGAAAUUUCCACGCAGCUCGGAAUUUCUUUCUUUUCCUGCGCGCGCUCAGAGUCACACGCGUGCCUGACGCGCGUCUUCUUCAAGGCGAGGAGACACGAGGAUCAAUUAAUAAUCCGCGGGAUCCGCGAUCGAAUAAAAAUGCUCGGCUGCAGGAACGGAAAUGCGUCGAGGAGAAUGCAUAGUAAAUGCGAGACGCGGCGGGAGCGCGAGCGCGCGCGCGUCUGUCAGUUUUAUCGAGCGAAGCCGGUCGUCACGUGUUCCGCGCGGAAACCUGUCGCUCCGACAAGUCGGAGAGACCGGAACCUCGUUGUCUCCGACGUUACCGACGUGUACAAGCGAUAUGGACGUCCGAAAGCUGAAAACGCGGAGAUUCGAGCGCGCUCGCUCGCACGCUCGCUCGCUCACGUACACGGCCGAGGCGCAAAUCGAAAUUCUUUCCGUCCCGUCCUCGGAUUUCGGUGUCCGUGCGGUGUCGUUUCAUCCGGUGGAUUCUGCCAAUAAAUUUCGAUCACUCUCCAUGAAGUUCCUUGAUAUCCCCCCGACAUAUUCCGAACGCGGACAUUGGGAUAAUCCGCGAAAUAUCACGGGGCCGCGCGGUUACGCGCGACGAGAUCAUCUCUACGUUCUAUUUCAAAACGCUUUUAAUUCUUUUCCGAUUCGGUUUUGACGCGUUUCACCCGCGCUCCCCUCCCCCUCCCUUGCCUUCCUAGCUCGUUGUGGAACAUCAGGCCGGCUCGCGACCCGAAAUUUCAAGGACUGUACGAUCGCGAGUUUUUCGCAGGGUGUUCAUUUGUGAGUGGGAGUUGGAGAGUUGCGAUUGAUUAAUUGUUCGAUUUUAUUCACUUGCUCUCUCUCUCUCUCUCGCUCUCGAUUCGUCAAGUGGAUUUCACUCGCGAUUCGACCACCGGUGUUCCUCCCCAAUCGAGGUCGAAGCAAGCUGCCGUUUGGGCAUCGCGAGAAUCGGUGGCGCACCUUUCGUUUUGCAAGAACUCGGCUCCGCCGUUCUUGUCCGGAAGGGUGGAAACGCAACCGAGGAGUAGCAGCGUGGCGCGGCUACUCCUCAGAAUGCAAUAUUCUUCCGAUAACAGAGGCGCGAUCUAUCGAGUAAACAGAUUCCUGGAUGUUUACGUUCUACGAACCAAUUACACUAUGCCCAGUCGAGCGACCAGCGCUUGGUUCGCAGGGUAAUUAGAACGUGCAUGUCGCAAAAAGAACGCACAGGCUGUGUGCGAGGCUAAUUCGAUGGAAAUGCGUGUAAACCGGCGUAAACUGGCCUCGCCCGACGCUCUUUUUUGUCCCGAUCGAACCCGGCGAACUCUCGCGGAAAUCUCGCGGCGAGUUUCACGCCGUUCUUCGCUCCACGACCGACGCCCUGCCAAUUUCCGCCUCGUCCCAUCGAGACCGUAGCGACACGUGACGAAAUCACGGAGUCUGGACAAGAUGCAGGCUGAAAAAAAAGAAGCCGUCGUAUUGAUCUUUGAAAUAAUUCUGUGAGCAAUCCAGUGUGUAUAUAUAUAUUAUUUAGUGAGAAAACAGCGACUGUCCAAAGAUUAGAGAGAGAAAAUAUAAGUGUGGAUGAAUGUGAGACGAGAAUCACGCUCAUAACGACGCGGCGGAUUCGCGUAGAGGAUUAAAACAGUUGCAUAAUGUUUGCGAUACUUGUUCUGGUGAAUUUGUACGAUACAAUGAUACCUAAAUGACACUCCGAGAAAAAGACUUGAAAGUUAAUUUGUGGAAUAUAAAGUUUAUUCACAGAAGCAAACCUUGUAUCUCACAAAUAAAUUUGCGAGUAAUUUUCCCUCAGUUGUAUUAAGUCACAUUUAAAUGAUGUUGUCUUUAUAAAUCGCUCUUGUGCAGCUGGUAUUUGAUAAAAGUUUCGCAGUUCUCAAACCUGCCAAUGCGCAAGCUCGUGCGCACAGAAGUUCGCAGUCUCAUUAACUUUGCGUGUUUAUAAACUUGUGGAAAACGUACAAGUGUCGCAAAUUUUAUGCAAACGACUAUACGCGUAUCACGCUUGCCGGCCAAGAGAGGCUUCGCGGAAAAUCGUAACGUAUGAUGCAGUCCCCCGAGUGAUUCGUGCAAGAAAAUGAGAAGAAAGAGAGAACCGUCAGACUCGAUUUCGCGUGGAGAGAAGUACCGUCAACGAGCGCGCAAUUUCUCGAAGCCGGCGAUCGUCCUCAGACGAAUCUCGUCACCGAUCUCUUUGUCACGGGAAGUUCGACUCAUCGGAGUGACUCACGGCCGCGCGUGAGCGCGGCCUCGCGAAUUUGCUCGCCCGUGGCGAUAAAUCGCGUAUCGUUACCUCGGAAGUAGCGGACGGCCGUGCCCGGUCGGACGUUUAACGGUGCGUUGAGCACGGACGUUUAUUGACGUAAUAAUUUAGCGAAAUUAAUUUGCGCGCGGCGCGAAAGAUCGGCCGUAUCGGCCGCGGCGGCUCGCGACAACACCGUCGCGAAUUCGUGCGGUAUCGACGAUACACGACCGCGCUCGUUUUCGUACGCGCGUGCCUACGCAGCCGGACGAAUUAUCGCCAGUGCGUUUCCCUCCUCGUCUCCUCCUCCCUCCCUUCUCUCCUUUUCGUUUGGGUAUACUUGUUUUUGUGUCUUCUUCCGCCAUAACUAUUUUUCUGUUUUUUUUUUAUUAUUUCUCAUCUCGUUAUUAACAUUGUCAUUAUUCUAAUCUAGUUUCUCAUCGUCUUUCCAAUACGAUGCUUAAACUUUCUUUUUCUUUUUGAUUAUUGAUUAGAAUUUCUUUUGUCUUUUUUAUUUUUCCAUCCGUAACUGUAUGUCGUUGUGUUACAUCCGCUACGAUAUUUUUUUUUUCAUUCUACUUUUAUAUGUAGAGUCGAAAUUUUGAUUCUACUCUCACGCCUUUCCAUUCAACGCCUAUUUUGAGAUAUUCUGAAAUCUACAUUAACUUCCUUUGGUUUUAUUUACCCGAGUCGAAAUUUUGAUCUCACUUUCAGCCUCAUCCCAUUAAAUCCCAUUAAAAACACCUAUUUUGAUAUUCUGAAGACUAUUUUGAAAAAAAAGUGAAAAGAGAAAUUUCGAACGUUAUCAGAGUAGGAGUAAAUUCAUUAGAAUUGAAUCUACUUUGUUAACUGAACUUCUACUGCGGUGUAGCAUAUUUUACUCUCGUACUGCCUUAUGCCUGAAAGAAUUUUGUCCUAAGACUUAAUAAAUCUUUCUCUCUCUCUUCUCUCUGUUUGUUUCGCUGCGAGUGUCAUGAGAGUAAUCGCCGUCCUCCUUCGUCCACGAAUUCGCGCGUCGAGAGCGCGUUACUCGACUUAUCUCGGCCUCCGUCAUUUUCGCGAAAAUCUCGCGCGGCCACGCCAAGAUUUUCCAGAAUAUCGCUCGUAGGCGUCGCCCGCGCCUCCAACGAUACUUCAUAUAACGCGCGCAGAUAACGAUCGGGGCGGUAUUAAAACGUAAUCAGCCCGGCCACGCGCAAUUCCCGCGCGAUUAUAUCUCGACGGCGCGAUCGGGAAAGCGCCGAACGCGCGAUUAUCUUCGGCGCGUUUUCGUAUCGUGCGGUUACUACAUCUACAUUUCUCGCGGCCGCACAGCGGCCUGAAAUUGAUCGCGCCUCUCUUUCUCCCUCGCGCCGCGAAAUGUCAAGGCGAAGACGGCGAGUCUCUCGAGCUCUCGCUCUCUCGCUCGCCCGUCCGCUCGCUCGUUCCUUCGUCCGUUCGCGUGCGCGCACGUGGCGAUUUUUCGAAAUCGAGCGCGAUUUUCGCGCCGCCUCGUCGUCACGUAGCGCGCCCGAUUAUGUGUGACGUGAUACAAUUCACAUCGCGCUAUAUAUAUACUCGCGCCAAAUCAUCGCGACACAUUUUUUACCACCCCGCGAGCAGUCCUCGACUUUGGACUCGCUUCUGGAGUAACUUUCCGCGCGACGUCCGAAAGACGCACGCUAUCUGAGAAUUACGAAGUGUAGAGAAAAAAAGCAAACAUGUAUUUGAAAGUAUUUAUAUGGUAAUGCUUGCGCGCGCAACACACGCGUUUUUUCUGUAUUCCUUUUUGCCAAUUUCCUUUUUCUCGUAAUGUUUCACAUUUCCUUCGUGAGGGAGGGAGAGAGAGACGCGGAUAUCUCCGCGUGCGCGUCUCCGUAUCCAUUCGACACGGCGUAUCGCGGUGAUCCUUUUUAUGAGCCUGGGAAAAUCACGUAUCCCGCAGCAUGCACCAAAUAAUAAUAUCCUCGGGAGAUGAAACGACUCGCGCGUGAUUACUAUACACAUUAAAUCUCAGGUUUUUGCCGAGGCAGGGAACAGAUACGCUGGUGCAGCCUGUUUCUCUGUCAAUUGCACGAUCGGUCGUAUACGCUUCUUUGCCUCGCCGUCAAUAGGCCCCAUCAAUAGCGCGCGUGUGUCGGAGACCGUAAUGCGUGAAUACGCGUACACUCGUUAUGCCCCGCACAGAGAAAGGCGGAUUUUUGUCUCUUGACGGAGUAACGGAAUCUUCAAUUCGAGUGGUAGAUAUCGUGUGCUUUUACGCGCUUAAUCUAUCCACCUAGUUUCAAUUUGUAUGCUAACUACUUGAUAUGUCUAAUAAAUCCGGCAUCAGGCUAUGCACAGGAUAAUAUAUUCUCUCUCUAUCUCUCUCUUUCUCUUUUUCUAACUCUUUCUCUCUCGCUUUCUUUAUCUCUCUCUAACUGUCUCUCCAACUCCCUCUCUUUUUCUCCCUCUCUGUGUUACUCUUUCUUUCUCUCUUUCAACGCGAUGACACUUUCGACGCGGGUUGAAAACGCAUCCUAUAAAGUUCGGGCACGUUUUAUCGACAGGCGUUUCCAAUCGUGAACCGGUUCAAAUGCAAACUAUCAGCAAACCGGGCUUCUGGUAGUUUUCGAAAAUUUGGCGCACGCCGAAAGCAUUUUUAAAAGUCAUUUUCGAUGCGGCGCGUCAAACGAGGGGCACUUUUUCGACUGCAGCGAAUUACGCUCGUUUACGUUUUCGCUCGCACGUCUGCCUCUCUACUCUCCCCCCUCUCUUCGCGCUAUCAAAAUGCAGUCGUCGUGAAAACGCAAUAACGUUCGAAGGUGAAUGUAAAUAAUCGUCAUCGCGUACGAAAGUACGCCGACGGAACACGGGGUCGCAAAUGACACGAGUCGCGCGAUGAUGACAUGACGGAACAAUCUCGGCGAUUGUUUUACAUGUUAAGCAACAAUGCGCAAUCAUAGGUAUUCUUAUUUUGAAUGUGACGUAGAUCAGGCAUUGCAAAACGCCCGUGUCGUGCGAGAGACGCGGAGAUACUAACGGGCGUUGUGCGAUAUAUCGGUUUUAACGCGAUAUUCAAACAGCGCACUGUACACGUAUCAUUCGUAUAAAUCCGUUACCACCUCUGCAUCGUUGUGUUUGCACGGCAAUUAACGACGGGAAAUUCGCAUCCUUCGUGUCUGUUCGCCGCGAUAUUGUUUGGAAAACUUCCUCGAGUCGAAAUUUUUGCGCCGAAUUACCAUUGCAAAUUCUGUCGGACUUGAAGAACCGGUGGAGAAUCUCGAAGUACACGAAGAAAAUAUCACGGUAAACGUUACAAAAAAUUACUACAUAUUUGCUUAAAAAUAUUAUAUUAUGCACGCUUGAUUUUUUGUUACAAAAUUUUUGUAAUUGCUUGAAAUACAUUUUCAUAUCAUUAUAUCGUGCACCGGAUAAAUUGUCAAAUUUUUUUACUACUUAUAUAACAAUCAGUACUAUAAUUUCAAUAAAGUCCAGCUUUACAAAAAAAAAGUAUUAGAAAAAGAAAUCUAAUUUCUACUAAAAGAAUAUUUUUUUUUGUGUAUAACGUUGUUAUCAACGUUAUUGUUAUUGUCUUUCGAUGGAACGAAUAGUUACAACUAUUUUGUUGAGACUGAAGUAAUUUGUUUAUAAAUUAUUUAAUAUUCAAUUGUUUCUCAAUAGAAUCUACCUGAGUUUGAUCUCUCUUUAUUCGUAAUUUCACUAAGCAAUGUAUUAAUUAUGUAACUUAUUCAACCAUCGACAAAAUAUUGCGAUAAGCAAGUAUUAAUAAUAUAAGGCCAAUAAGAUAAUACGAGUUUCUAAUAACAUCGAUUAGAUCUUAAUUUGAUUUUUAGUCUUGCCCAGAUAAAGCUCAAAUUAAAAAAUUUAAUUGCCUUUGGUAGAGAUGAAACAACAACAUUUUCUUUCUUCAUAAUCUCUUUUUCCUUAUUCUUGUUUUUAUUGGCGUUGAAAACUUCGGCAGGAUUUAAAGGCUCAAGACAGAUGAGAGAUCAAGUCUCGCGAGCGACUGCCGCUGCGUCCUGCGUCCUGCGUUCAGUCUUGGAGUCGACUUCUGAAGAAGAUACGAUUCGAUCGGAAACGCGAUGUUAAUGAGUCAUCGUGCGUUAAUCGACGACGAUCGUGCGUUAAUCGACGACGAGAGUAGCACACUUUCAGUACGCGCCGCGUACGCAACCGCUCUUCGAUAAAUGGACAAUUCAGCGAUCUCGAAAAUAUGCUGUAACAAGACGUUGCAGGUCGUAAUUUCUCGGUCACCGAAUAUGCACGUCAUUGAUCGGUGAGCGGCGAUGGUGGGGGGCGCCCGUCUGUUGUAUCCUUCUGCCGAUUGUUUUGGUACUCUCACGCGUCACGUACUAGUCCGCGACCGCGUCAUUAGUCCUGCGUCGGCAAGCGCGAAGUACAUGCCGUGUAGUCCGUAUAUCGGUGCGUCGUUGACUACGAUUUAUUCGCUGAACGGAGAGAAAGAUGAGAGUAUUUUCGUUGGCCGUUGAAAUAUUUUAUCGGAUGCCUUCGCCGCGGCAUCGCGCGUUAAUUAACACGCGUUUUCUCCGAUCGAAUCUUAUCCACGCGAGUGUCAGUGUUGGCAAAUAUUCUGUGCGUCGAAGUAGCCAGGAAUAGGACGCUGAAUUCGGAAGCCAGGACGCAGGAUGCUUGCACGUGAGCAGCCAUAAACUUCCAGAUAGCAACCGGUGACGGUUCUCUACCGGCGAGCUGCGGGCAUCUUCGCGCGAGAGGACGGCGAGGAAGGUCGGCGAAACGAGCGUCGUAGGAGAAUUUGGCGGAAGAAAAGGGAGAGAGAAAGAGAAAGGGAGAGAGAGAGAGAGAGAGAGAGAGGGGACCACUGUGCGAAAGGCACAUACAUCUUCGCCGGAAGGAGCGGGGGGAGGACGGCAGGGUGAGAGAGGGGUAACGAGAUAGAGAGAGAAAGCGGGAGAGGACGCGCCGGCGGCGACAGACUGCAUUCUCGUAGCGCUCAGGGCGCAAGCGUGCACGUGUGUUGUGCGUUUCUGUGCCCUAACCCUGUCCCGCUACCUGGGAGGAGUAGCGUGGUCGUCGUCCCUCCGCGGCUUCAUCCCUACCUCGCCGCCGUUGCCGCCGUUGCCGCCACCGCCACCGCCAACGACACCGUCGACUCGCCAUCCCUCCGACGCUCGUGUAGGAGCGCCGCGCCGCGCCACGGCCGACGAAACGACGGCGACGACGACGACGACGACGACGACGACAGGACUCCCACUACCACCGCCACCGCCGCUACCAUUACAACCGCUACUACCACUACACCGGCGGCUUCCGACAACGACGCCGACGACGACGACGACGACGACGACGACGACGACAACCACGACGACGACGACGACGACGACGACGACGUUGACUUCAGCCUCUCCUGCCAACUCGCUACGUCACGCGUGACGUUGCACCCGGCAGCGUGCUGCACGUUAGCGCGGCGACGUGUACACGCGCGCUACUCUCUUCUUCCCUCACGCACGUCUCACGCUCACGAGGCGCGCUGAAAGACACAGGUACGCCGGUGGUGGAAGAGAAGGUGAACGAAGAGGAGGAGAGGAACAACAAGGUGGUGGGAGUAGACGAGGGGUAGAAGGUGGAAAUCGGAAAGAGGCACGGAAGGGAAACUAGGGCCGUAGGGGAGGAGUGGCAAGGGGUAGGAGGGAGUGCAAGAAAGAGGAGGAAGAGGAGAGAGGACGUCGACGACGACGACGACGACGACGACGACGACGAGGGCGACAACGGCGACGACGACGAGGACGGAGGAGCGCCGGCGGUGGAGGGGGUGGACAUCCACGCGGGAACACGAGGCAGGCGUACCCGGCCGGCACGCGCACACACAUCCUAAGAUGUGAUUUCAAAAAUGGCGGAUUGCCCCUAUGCCCGCUGCAUACAGGAACGCAGACACAUCCGACGGGAACUGCUGCGAUGGACAAAGAAUAUGGUCUUCGUAGUCGGUCUGGAACGGGUAGCGGAGGAGUUGAUGGGCCGUAGGAGAUGGAAGCAAUACCAGGACACCCUGUACAGCGGCACCCGCAGCAGCGAAUCAGCGACGGCACAGCCCCACCAUCGGCUUUACCCGGCGUUGUCGUCGUCCUGCAACCCGAUAGCCGGGAGUCUGGACCAAAUUGGGCCGCAGCUGCAUCACCCGGUACCCUCGUCGUUGUCGUCGACGGUGCUGACGACGGCGACGACCACGACGACGACGACGACGGCGACAGCGACGACUCUCGCUACUGGUGUGGUGAAGCAGGAGAGCCUGCAGAGGCAUCACCUGCAGAACCACCAUCAUCAUCUACAACCACCGCCGACGUCGGAUCAUCACCUGCAGCAGCAAGAAGAUUCGCGCCGCCUGAGGCCGGGCGAGAUCAAGGUCGAGGUCGCCGAAGUCGACGAGCCGACGGACGGCAUCGCGCGGGAGGACUCCUCCUCGGCGAGAACGGCAGACACGACGACGUCGGCUGCGACGGCGACAGCGGGGGUGGCGACGACGGCAGCAGCGACUACCAUCAGCACCACGGUGACGGCGACGUCUACCACGUCUACGACGACGACCGGCACGACGACGAUAACGACGAGACGGCGACGUGGACGCCGGCAGAACGACGGGGAGGACGCCGACGGAGAGGAGGACGGCGACGAGAACGACGAAGAGACGGGACGGGGCCAGAACGAGGCGGAGAAACGGCUCAAGCUCGACGAGGACGUCGACAGGUCGGUCAGCCCUCUCAGGACGGAGAACGAUCGCGCGACUCGGGAUCAUCCGACUGCCAACGCUACCGACACGGAAGGGACCAAGGAACGAACGGAGGAAGUCGCGUUGGAGCGGGCACCGGUAACGCAGGGCUUGCUGAGGGUAAAGAAGGAGGAAGAGCUGCAGGAGGUACCGGGUUCCGGCGGCGGCACGACGAUACUGACGACGCCGGCGACGGAUUCGGAAGGGACCAGGUCGGGGCUGUUAUGCCGCGAGGGGAACGCGACCGCGCCGAGCGCCGCGGCGCCGUUCCUCCUUGGAAGCCGACGCACGAGCCCACCGCCGGAGGACUGGAAGCCGCUCGACAAGUGUUACUUCUGUCUCGACGGCAAGCUACCCCACGACGACCAGGCGCCCCUUAGUCCGCAGAGUGACAGUAGCAGCAGCUCGCGAUCGGCGGAGUCACCGAUGUCGGUCCAGGUGGACCCGAUGGCGGCGUCCGUGGUCGCCGCCGCUCUCAGCGGCACUUACCCCACCCUGCUGCCCCAAUGGUGUUUGCCGCCGAGGGAGGCACCCCUCGUCAGGGUGCAGACCCAUCAGGACAGCGCCACGGCGGCAGACCAACCGCUCGAUCUCUCGGCUAAGCCCAGAAAUUCUCAGGAUAACAACAUAUCUCUGCUGGAGCAACAGAAAAUACCUCUGAGGAUGCCGACAGGCAUCGAUCCCAAGAGUAUCCUCAACUCGUGUUACCGCGCGAAACCGCGAAUGACCGGACCGGUUGCGGCCGCGGCAGCGGCGGCGGCGGCGGCGGCUGCGGCGGGCGUCGGUGGUGUUCCGGGGGUGGUGAGUGCCGGGGGUGGCAGGAGGACCUACACCGAGGAAGAGUUGCAGGCUGCCCUCAGGGACAUCCAGAGCGGCAAGCUCGGCACGCGGAGGGCGGCGGUGAUCUACGGGAUACCGCGUAGCACUCUGCGCAACAAGGUCUACAAGCUCGCGAUGGAGCGCGAAAGGGACGCGUCCCUGUCUAGCACCCAUUCACACCCUCACGAGCCCGGCGCCCCAGCCACCACCACCACCACCAUCACCACCACCACCACCACCACCAUUACUACUACUACAACACCAAAUACGACCCAAAACGCCUCCGCGACCACUCCGCCCCCGCAAGUGGACGAGGUGGACGAUAAAGAACUGUCCGGAGCGGAAGAGGAGAAGGAAGUCGAGAAAGCUCUGCUGAAGCCGCUGCUCUCGUUGGAGGAUCUCGUCAGGUUCUCCGCGCUCGAAGGUACCGGCGGUGAUUCCCUGAGAAGCCUGCUGCAACGGGGACACGAGACGGGGGCCGAGUGGCCGGGACUGGAACAUGCGAACAUCGGCCCUUACAUCCAAAAGAUGCUGGCUGCCGCGGCACCGUUGGGCAUCGAGACGCGAGACUACCGCAUACCCGACGUGGUGAGGAAGCUGAUGAGCGAGGACAAGAGGCUGAACAAGAAUGUGAACGGUGACCAGUCGCAGCCGCACCAUCAGCAACACCACCAUCAGCACCAUCACCUCGGCGCGCACCAGCAGACGCAGUCGCAGCAACAGCAGCGCACGCCGAUGACGAACGACGACUUCAAUCCCAACAUCGAGGAGGAGGCCAGCGACAGCGCUCAGGGCAGAGCGAUACUGAAAAUUCCGUCCUACAAGCCCGCCAGCACGCCGGGCUGUUCCAGCAAGAACGGCGAGCCGACUUCCGCCGCGUUCGCCCAAGGCUUUGCGGCUGCCGCCUCGAGUCCGGGUCUCCUGGAGCGAGCUAGUCCAGCGUUCUCCGGCACCAGCAGCCCCACGAAUUCGCUGGUGGGCAAAGCGGUGGCGGUCAACUUCCGCGACGUCAUCGCCAAGAGCAUCAGCGUCAAGUUCCAAGAGGGUCAGACGCCCGGCGCGACCGGUCUUCCGGGUUGCCAAUCGGCCAGUGUCGUCCAGCCGCAACAAACAAUGAUGACGGACCCGAGUCCGUUCAAGAGGGGUCGCUACACACCCCCGCAGCCGCCGCCGCAGCAACAGCAACAAUCGCAGCAGCAGCAACAGCAGCAGCAGCAGGCCAAGCAGCAGUCGCAGGAGGCGAACAAGCCGAAACCGGGCACCGGCGGCAAAGGCACCCGGCCGAAACGCGGCAAAUACAGGAACUACGACAGGGACAGUCUCGUAGAGGCGGUACGCGCGGUUCAGCGCGGCGAGAUGAGCGUGCAUCGUGCUGGCAGCUAUUACGGAGUGCCGCACUCCACCCUCGAGUACAAAGUCAAGGAGCGGCAUCUCAUGAGACCGCGAAAGAGGGACCAGAAGCAACCAGACGACAAGUCGAAGGAGACUGCGACGACGGCGGCGGCGGCAGCGGCGGCCGCGGCGAUGCGACCGGGCGCCGGCGUCGACAAGAAGCCGCAGUUGAAGCCGCAAAAACCGUUCACGCCGCCGGGUGGCAUACCCGGGCCGAAUGGGCUGAAGAUGCCAGCGUUUAUGGAGGGCAUGCCCCAUCUGCCGUUCGGGGCCUUCAGCUUUUGGAACCCGACGCCGUUCAUGCCUUCUCCCUUCAUGAGUGGCGCGCCCAACGUGCCGAUCCUGCCGGAACAGUAUUUCGCGUCGCAGAGAAUGCGCGGACUGCAGGAGCAACAACGAAACGCGGCGAUGGUGCAGCAGCAGCAGCACCAGCAACGAGAUCGCGACGGGAUCGCCGGGACGGCGGAUGCAGCGGGCACCUCGAACUCUCGCGGCGCGUCGAUGGUGAAGACGCCACGCGACAUGGUGGAGAGUAUCUACGACGGGCCUGGCGCGAACGGUAGUUUCCUGGACAAUCUGAUCAGGUCGAGCCUCGAGACAGGCAUUCCAAGGGACCAGCGGGCGAUCGCAGACGCGAGGAGUCAGCAGCAGCAGUCGUCGUCGUCGCAGCAGCAGCAGCAGCAGCAACACCCGGAGACGAUGAGCAGCAAAACGCUGAUCGACCAGCUCUGCAGAAACUCGAGGAGAACCCCGCUGCCGCGAAUAGCGCAGGACAGCAGCGAGGAUGAGAGUUAUCGAGGACCAGCGGCGGCGGCGUCAGGCAGAAUCGUGCCGGAAAGGCCAGAACGCGUGCCCACGGUCGAUCUUAGCCCUUCACCGUCGGAAAGGGGUCGCACGGAUGAUGGCAGCGACCGGCUGACGUCACCGCCGACACCCUUGUCGAUCUCCAGAGCGGGCAGCAGGGACGAAGACAGCACCCGCGACUCUAGGAUCGAUCGCAGCAGUAGGGAGCGCGAGGUUCACAACGGCGGUCAGGAGGACCGGAAACCUCUGAAUCUGCAGCAGCAACCGCAGUCGCAGUCGCAACAGCAGCAGCAACAGUCGCCGCAGCAGCAACAGCAACAACAGCAACCACAGCUGAACCACUACCCGGACUUACACAACCUCUACGCCGUAUCAACUGACAAAAAAAGUGCCUGUGAUAGUAAGCUUAUAGUAGAUCAUUCGAGCCAGAAAACUCAGCCGCAGCAACAACAAAAGGAGUACGCUGCCGUGAGCGGGCUGGUCGUGCAACUGCAGAGGGGCUACAACACCGCGAGCAACAGGUCCGGCGAGUCGACUAACAGCAGCCAGCAGCCGGCGGAACAGCGCGGCCCCGCGCUCAGCAUGGAGGACUCCGUAGAGCAGUAGACGAAAGUCAGUAUCAGUUAUCCGUAAAGUAUACAGUUAUGAGUACACAGUGAAGAAAAGACCCGUAUACAGUAAGCCCACAUUCCCGCCCAGAUCUCUCCGCCAUCUUCUCUCACACGCACCGAUCCCGUGCGCCCUCUCGCCGUUGCGCGCCGCCGCGAACCGGACCUUCCCUUCCGCUCUCGAUCGCACGACUUUUCUUUUCCCGACUUUUUCUCCCGGAUUCGUUCGGAGAGACGAGUGUCUCUCUUGGAGGAGACGUCGCGCGCGCAAGAACGGACGUGAUCGCAGGCACGAAGAAGGGAAUUCUCCGACGCGGCGCGACAACGCGACGACAACACUCCACUCCGAUUAUCCCACGUAUACACACACGACCUUGCUCCCUCCUCCACAACCUUUUCCGUUCCAAUCGGAAGAAAAAAGGCAAACAAACAAACCCUCGAACGUUGCCAGGUGAGUUGCCAGUGCAAGAAGGGGAGAACAGAAGCGAAAAGAGAAUGAUAAAAGAUGACACGCACGAUGCUAAGUACAACCAACCGUAAAUCCACUGCGAUUCCGCCAGUUAAGCGCAACAUCCGCCGUACGAACCCGCGUCCAGCUGGCCGGUCCGGCCAACCUGGCGUCAGGCGCGCGUGCAGGAAAUCCUUUCGACUAUGGCGAAAGUAUAUUUCGGACCGAAGUAUACGAGUGAACGAGACGGAUAUAAAGAACAUAACAUACUCACACACACACACACACACACACACACACACACACACACACAUAUAUAUAUAGACGCGUGAUAUAUUCAUCGUAUCGAGUACUCACGCGACGAUACACACUUUAGCAGAUGCACGGAUUCAUUCUAAUCGCGUUUCCACGAGCCAGACAUUCCAUGAAACUUUUAGAGACACAUAACGAUACACACGUUCCAACACACACAGACACGUAUAGUAUCACACAUAUACACAGAUAUACGAGUACACUAACGAGAGUAUACAAAAAUGGGGAACACAUAACGAGAUACUUAGACGUCGCGCGCGUGCACGCGUCGCUACACGUGCGAGCGGCGGCGGUGGCGACGCGGCCCCGAGUACUCCCCGGGUCUCCUUUGCGCUACACCACCGAGAGAGCUGUCGAGAGUGUGCUCGCUGCUUGAAUCUCGUCGUCAGCCCAGACAACCGACGGACAAGCCGCCUAAUAGAGCUCAAACUUCAAGUCGUAUUCGACCAGCGAGCUUUCCGUCGAGCAGAACUCUCUUCUUUCCUCUCGACGGGCUCGGCGUGCGUGGAACGGGACGCGCGCACAAGAACUACCUCCUCGCUCGGUGGUGUUAGGCAAAGGUCGAAGGUCGGGGCGAGCGGGAACGCGAACACAAAUCACGCAUCGGCUCCGCGGCCGAUCCCGUCGCGUUUUCGACUCGCGCCGACCAACAUCUACGACGGACGCGGGGACUCGGCGAUCAACUCGGCGGUGUCCUGCCCCGAGAGUCCCGUCGAGUCCUGCAGCGCGGACGUUGAAGAGGGAAACUCGGCCGUGCAGCUCGGCCGCGCCAACCUGUGUACGCGCGAGCACGCGCGACGCGAAACCUUAGCCGCUCGAUGAUUAUUAUUACGAUUAUUAAUUACUGCUACCACUACCGAUCGGUGGACGACGACGAAAGGUCAAACGAUGGAACAAAAAUGCCGACGCGACAACAUAUUUUUUCCUCUCUAUGAGUGUAAAACUACCUAAUAUGCAACAAAAAAAGAAAAGAAGAUAAAGAAAAGAAAUCUUAUUACCUACUAUAUUAAACACUACUCUUAACUCGUAAGGAGCGACAUAAUUAUAUAAGGAAUAAUAUAUUAUAUAUACAUAUAUUUUUGGUCAUUACGAACGUGUGCGAAGCGAGAACGAGCCAAGGCUUUUGUUGGCGCGCGUAGAUGACGUUUUUUCACGAGGCGACAAUAUUUCUAUAAUUCUCGGUUGUUGUUUCGAGGCCAGUGUCCGACACGUCUGCCCGCGUUUCGGGCAUGUCAGGCGCGGCGGGACGGGGCAGGAUGGGAACGCGGCGAAUAGCGGGACGCGAUCUUCGUCGUUGGAUAUUGCCGACCGAUAUGGUUUUUUCGACAGGGCUCGCGCGACCUUUGGCUCGUCCGGAUUGGCUCGCCGAUCGAUGCAACGGGAAUGCAAUGAGAUCCGAGAUGAUGAAUGCUCGCGUCCGUUUGUAUUUCUUUUUCUUUUUUUUUUUUUUACGAAUUCCUUUUAUUUACGAAGACAGAAAAUUUGUGCGCGGCUCACGUCGGAGGAGCGACGUUCAGGCAGAAUCGUUAUAUAAUAUUCGCGCGGCGAAUUCACAGCCUCCACGAAAGCCGAGAUACUUAAAAGUCUUUCGCCGCGUGUUUCGGACUAGACGCGACCUUGUCGUUCCCACACUAGUCGAUAAAGCGUCGUUGCGACAAUAGACUGCGUUCCUUUUGAGCGCUCAAGCCCUGUAAGUGCCAUUCUAUCUUUAUCGCUCAUUAGAUGCGGAAGAAAGAUAGAGUGACGCUUAUAAGCGCUUAAAGCACAUGAGCGCCCAAAAGGAACGCAGCCUUUGAUAUUUUUCGAGGAGAAGUUUCGUUUCGGACGCGCCGAAAACAAAGUUUUCACAUUUCUGGUUAGAAAAUGCCGCGUAAAAGAAGCACCCGUGCGUAAUCGCACACACCUAAUAUUCUAUGUAAUACAAUAAAAUCUGAGAACACUUGAAAGUUAAAUCACAAUGGAACACUACGAGAGCUUUCAAUCGAUCGAAUUUUUAUGCACUUUUGAUUCACGAAAUUCGAUGUCACACGCACAUGCGCACGUAUGUGCGGAGUUCGACAGACCAAAACAGACAAGUUUUGGCCGAGCUUUUGCUUUCGCAGGCAAUCACGGCGACGAAGAUCGCGGUCUGCCGGCGUCGCGUUAUCGAAUUAGAUCACGGUCCAAAAAUCCAGGCGAAACUAGAAAGAAUCGCGGACGCGAGAAUUCAGAAAGUGUGAUUGGGGGAACGAGAAAUUCAGUAAAACGCAAAAAACAAAAGGCAAGGAAGAAGGAAAGGAAGAAGGGAUACUGUUGCAACGCGCGCGCGCCCGCUCUCGACUCGGUUUCGAUACCGGAAGCGCAAACUUUUUCUUAAGCGCGAGACGCCCACUUUUUGAUACGAAUACAAAUUUUCUACCGCGUAGAGGGAAACAGAGAAAAAAGAGAGAGACAAAGAGAGAGAGAGAGAGAGAGAGAGAGAGAGAGAGAGAGAGAGAGAGAGAGAGAAAGAAAGAGAGAAAAGGAGAAGAGACAGAGACUGUCGCAGCUGCGGCAACGUGAAUGUAGGCGGCGUUGUAGCGUUUCUUCGCUAGAGGGAAAAAACCCACUCGAUUCUAGGGGAAUGUAUUUCUCUCUGUGUUUUUUAUUUUCCACCGGUUCCCGCGUGUUCAUUCACGAGACCAGCGUAGCCAGCGUCGCGACGCACCGGCACGGAUUUCGGACCGACACUUUUUGGCCGCGCCUCGAUCAUCCGUCGCUGAUUUGGAAUAACGGCGGCGCGAGUGUCGAACGAAUAACAAGUCGCGACGUCUCGAGCGGCCGCAAGUCUCUCUCUUUCAUUCGGUUUUCCAUAGAUUCACGCGGUCGUGCACGUGCGUCCGUUCGUUAUUAUCAUUACAGUCUGCACGCGGGGGAUGCAACAAAUGCGCGCGAAGCGAGCAUCCUCCGAGGAUACGGGAAAUUUUCACGGGAAAGUUGGGGAAGAUUUUUGAGUACGCGGGAGUAAUCGAUGAAAGGUUCGCGGUAAAUGUUGAGAUGUGCAAAAGUUGAAGUGGUUCCAGCGCAAAAUUAAGAUGCUUGUAGACGCGUGCAAUUCGGUUUUAAAAUUUCUCUUAAUUUGAGCUAUAUGUAUGGAUUGUGGGAAACAGCUCAGUGAAAAUUUAUCGAUUGUUCCGCUUUGAAUUGAAAGAUUUUUAAGCAACCUCAUAUAUUUCGCGGUGAUAAGAGGGAAAUCCGGUUCUUCUGAUGAUCCAACGACGUGCACGACCGUCACGGAAUCUCGUCACAAUCCUCGGUUGAAAUUCCGUUUCGUAGACGAUUCGCGGAUAGGCAUUGCAAAAAGGGACGUCAUUUCGUUAGUAUAGCAGACAGACGGUUGGACCAAGACGAGAUAGACGGGGACGAGAGGCCGGAAGGUUCGGAGGCUAGACGUACGCGAGAAAACGGCGACAAAUAGAAAAAUAAAAACGGUGCUGUAGUGCGGGCCAGGAUUUCCUAUUUUUCUCGCAUAGUCGAGCGUAGUCGGGGUAAACGACGCGAACAAAUAUAAGAAGGAAGGAAACGAAGGGGAGAUAUAGAGCAGAGCAGCGAGCGGGAGAAAGAAGCGAAAAAAGGAUGAUUCACACACGCACUCAUCUCAUGACUCUCUUUAAAAGUAACGACUGAAAGACUCUAGGCUGUACAUAAAGUAUAAGGCAUGUAUGUUCGGUGUUUUAAAAAUGCAAAAAUUCCUUAUUAACGCAAAAAAAAAUUAUACCUACGAAAAAAAGUAAACCAUAUAAGCAAGGCUACUCUCUCGGUGUUUUUUGGAACUAAACUUAAAAUUUACCCUAUUUAAAGCAAAAAAACCGUGAAUAAUGUAACUUUAAAGGAAGCGCGCGUAAACGCGGAAACAAGUUAUUGAGUGUAAACGUUAAGGUCUCCUUAGGGUUAAAAAGUAAAAAAAAAACA